Messenger RNA from Paramormyrops kingsleyae, 1123 nucleotides. NCBI's taxonomy places the organism in Eukaryota, Metazoa, Chordata, Actinopteri, Osteoglossiformes, Mormyridae. The record is from RefSeq and is a predicted model, not a curated record.
AAUAAGCCUGCUGUUUUAGUUAAACGCGGUAAUCAGCUCCAUAUGGAUAGACCGCCACUUCCCGUAAAAUAUUUCCCGAUGUCUCAGUUUACUUCCUCAAAACUUGAGGUAUAUAUGGAAGGAUCACUCUGACCCCGAUUCACAGAAGCAAAGCAUUCCUCUCUAUUCCACAGAAGCUGUACCAAAACUGGAAAGCAUGCUGCUGUGUGUAAAUGUAUUUCUCCUGCUGCUGCUGGUCUCUGCACUGGCCGCCUCCUCUGAGGAGCUGUCUAUGGAUGCACAGUGGCAGAACUGGAAGGUCAUGCACCGGAAAGAGUACAAUGGCCUGGACGAGGAGCCAAUCCGAAGGGCUAUCUGGGAGAAGAACUUACAGCUGAUCAACACCCACAACAAGGAAUAUGAGCUGGGCAUGCACUCCUACGAACUGGGCAUGAACCACUUCGGCGACAUGACCCCUGAAGAAGUGACAGAGAAGAUGACAGGCCUGUUGGUCCCACCUGUCAGGAACAGCAACAACACUUUUACCCCUGACACUGACCUGAGAAAGCUGCCGAAAGCCAUCGAUUACCGCAAGCUUGGUUACGUCACUUCAGUCAAGGACCAGGGCUCUUGCGGCUCCUGCUGGGCCUUCAGCACAGCCGGAGCUCUUGAGGGUCAGCUUAUGAAGACGACAGGGCAGCUUGUCUCUCUCAGCCCCCAAAACCUGGUGGAUUGUGUGACUGAGAACAGCGGCUGUGGAGGAGGCUACAUGACCAAUGCAUUUGAAUACAUCAAGGAGAACCAAGGCAUUGAGUCUGAGGAAGCUUAUCCUUAUGUGGGACAGGAGGGACAGUGUGCCUAUACGCCGGCCGGCCGGGCAGCCACCUGCCGCGGCUACCGGGAGAUCAAGGAAGGAAGCGAGCUGGCACUGCAGGCUGCCGUGGCCAAGGUGGGGCCCGUGUCUAUCGGCAUAGAUGCCACCCAAUACAGCUUCUUGUUCUACAGGAGAGGGGUGUACUACGACCGCAACUGCAACAAGGACGACAUCAACCACGCGGUGCUGCUUGUGGGUUAUGGAGUCACCAAGAGGGGCAAAAAGUACUGGAUUGUGAAGAACAGGUGAGCCUGCAUCUAGAUGUCAUUU